Aaosphaeria arxii CBS 175.79 is the source of this 1122-nucleotide messenger RNA. Its product is annotated as ras-domain-containing protein. The coding region runs from base 170 to 967 and encodes 265 amino acids. The record is from RefSeq and is a predicted model, not a curated record. Gene Ontology annotation, cellular component: endosome. The transcript has 2 exons. Gene Ontology annotation, biological process: regulation of endocytosis. Gene Ontology annotation, molecular function: GTP binding; GTPase activity. Lineage: Eukaryota; Fungi; Ascomycota; Dothideomycetes; Pleosporales.
CCACAAUCACUCUAUUUCCAGCGAAAUCCAGCGGUGUUGUCUAGAAAGGGCCACAUCGACGUUUCGCCAUAAAGUCUUUUCCGCAGCUACACCGCCAACUUGACCACUUCCAUCCAAGCGACCACAAUAAUCGACAUCCGAACCUACAUUUCCAAACUUCCUCACACAAAUGACUCAGCCAUGGGACUACAUAGCGAAGAUUGUAUCGUUAGGUGACUCUGGAUGCGGCAAAUCUAGUCUCACAGUGCGCCUCUGCGAAGGCCGCUUCUCACCCCACCACGACGUAACGAUAGGCGUAGAAUUCGGCUCGCGCAUCGUCCCCGUCGGCCCACCCGCCUCCCUCGAAUUGAAUGUCAACAACCCCGCCGCCAAACCCGCACAACCUCCCGCGCCCUCCUCCAAGAACCAGCAGCAGCCGCAGCAACCGCCACAGAAGCACAUGAAGCUCUCGCUAUGGGACACCGCAGGCCAGGAGACGUACAAGUCGAUCACGCGGAGCUACUUCAGGGGCGCGUCGGGCGCAUUGCUGGUGUUCGACAUCUCGCGGAAGAAUACGUUCCUCAGUGCGACGAGUUGGCUAAAUGACCUGCGGCAAAUAGCCGAGGAAGGAAUCGUCGUCGUGCUCGUGGGCAACAAGAGCGAUCUGGCGCCUGCGUCGACGGUGUCUGGGGGGGACGGCGAGGACAACAAGCGGCAGGUCACCCAAGAAGAGGCGGAAGAGUGGUGCAAGGCGAAUGGCGUCAUGCAGUACGUGGAGACGUCUGCGAAGUCCGGUGAUGGAGUCGAGCGUGCGUUCCUUGAGGUCGCAGAGAGGAUAUACCAGAACAUCGAGGCGGGCAAGUACGAUUUGAACGAUCGAAGAAGCGGUGUGAAGGGCCCGGGAGCAGGUGGCAACAACGCGAGGAUAAACCUCAACGACGCAGCGAAGGGGAAGAAGGGUCAGCAAGGCUGGGGAGGAUGCUGUUGAGCAGCUUUUUCCUUCCAUUCCCCGAAUCUCUCUUUGGAUAAUCAAUACCCUUCAUGUGAUAACGUUUGGGCUGGAUGGCGGGGAGGAGGCGGCGGCGGGAUACAUUUGGCAUCGUGGGACUUGGGACAGACACUCCACGAACCUCCUCUCGUUUC